AUGAAGUUCUUCCAAGAUUUACCUUUCGUUGUGUUUGUCGGUAACCCUGAUCUUUGCAUUAACAACGAGUGUCGUGCGAGCAAAAGUCUCGAAGGAAACAAAUCAAUAAGAAAUAUUAUCAUCUACACUCUCCUUGGUGUUAUUUUAACUUCUGCUGUUGUAACUUGUGGAGUUAUUUUGGCACUAAGGAUUCAAGGGGACAAUUCUUAUGGGAGAAAUAAUUUCGAUGAAGUUGAAAUGGAAUGGCCAUUCAUUCUAUUCCAGAAGUUUAACUUCAACAUCAACGACAUCGUGUCAAAGUUGUCGGAUUCAAAUAUCGUCAUAAAGGGUUGCUCGGACGUUGUUUACCGCGUAGAGACUCUGACGUUAUUACAGGUGAAUGUUGUAAAAGGCAUUUGA
Messenger RNA from Vicia faba (fava bean), 399 nucleotides. Lineage: Eukaryota; Viridiplantae; Streptophyta; Magnoliopsida; Fabales; Fabaceae. The record is from the annotation of a GenBank genome assembly.